This is a messenger RNA of Balaenoptera musculus (blue whale), 1065 nucleotides long. Its product is annotated as formin-like protein 5. NCBI's taxonomy places the organism in Eukaryota, Metazoa, Chordata, Mammalia, Artiodactyla, Balaenopteridae. The transcript has 2 exons. The record is from RefSeq and is a predicted model, not a curated record. Bases 1 to 1065 code for a protein of 354 amino acids.
AUGAAAUCCACCCCCAAACACCGAAGUCCGAAGUUCGGCGGCUUCGAGAGCCCGGCAAGGCCCCUAAAGCCCCCGCUCGGUCAGAGAGAAGCCUCGAGUCCCCGCCCGGCCGGUCCCCUCCGGGAUAGGAGACGCGAGGCCUAUAGGGCUCGGCUUAGGCUCCCCGGCGGCUUCUCUCGCCCCUGGCCACUCGGCGCCGCCGAGGCCCUACCGGCAACUCCGGGCAGCCCCGCCGGGCCUCGAUCCCGCGCCCCCACCCCCCCCCCCACCCGCUCCGGUCUCCCCUUCCGUCCCCUCCCUCCACCAGCCGAGGGCGGGAGCCGAGCCGCCGCCGCCUUUACCUCCUCCUCAUGCGGGCGGAAGGUGCAUCGAGCGCCCGGGCCUCUGUCAGGUGGUUGCGCCGCCGCCCCUCUCCGGGCUGCACACAAAGCGGCUCCGCGGGUCCCGCCGCCGCCGCCGCCGCCGCCCGCCCCGGAGCGGCGCUGGGGCUGGCGGUGCCGAGGAGGAGCAGUCGCCGCGGGGGGAGACGCGGGGCGAGUGAGCGCUGGGCGGGGAGACACUGCCGCUCUCCGUCUGGCCGAGGAAGAGCAGCCUCGGAAAAGGCUCCUCCGGGAGCGUGUGCUCGUGUGUUCGCCCCGGAACCCCGGGCCCGCCCGCCGGCACCUCGCGCCGGCCGGGUCCGUCAACCCGGACCCUGACGCCCCUCGCAGCGGCGCGCGCCCGGCAGUCCGUGCUCCGGGCAGCCGGCGCCCCUCGCACACACCGGCCGGUCACGCGAGCGGUACGAGAGCACGCGAGAGAAGGGCGCGCGCCUCGCUUCCGCCCCUUCCUCCGCAGGCCGUGCCUCCGCCUCCCUCGGGCCUGAGGCGGUGGCGCGUGGGGCAGACAGCGCCGCCACCCGGUUGGCGCCAAGACCUGCCGCGCCGAAAGCCUCCGGGAGGACGGGACCCGAAAGGCGAGCGGAGGAGGAGCCCGGCUGGCGGGAAGCGAACCGGUCCCCGCGGCACUGUGAGGGCAAGCGGGACGAACAGGGCUUUACCUUAUGCCGCGGAGAUGAGUUCAUGA